AUGUCUUCUUCAUUGUGUCAAGGGUUUCAAUCUUGUCUUGAACAAGGUGUGAUGGAGCCACGUGUACUAACUCUCAAAUUGGCUCCACCAGGAUCAUCUUCUUUAGACCAAGAGAAACCUAUCAUCAUCAACAAUGAAUGUCACAAAAAUGACACAAAUUCUAGCUGGAGUUUCCUUCAAAAUCUUACUAAAACUGAAAAUGGAAACGACAAAGUUUAUGUUCAUCCUACUGUGAAACGUUCAGCUUCAAUGCUGAGUGAAAAAAGCUUAGAAAUGUGCACCGAAAGCCUCGGUAGUGAAACUGGUAGCAAUGCCGGUGAAAGUAGUGAUGAUCUUUCAUUGCUUUCUUAUGACGCAAGAAACGAUGUUUCCAACAGCAACAACAAUAACAGCAACAACAACAACGGCAGUAACAUGAACAACUAUGUGCCUAGAAGAGUUAAUAGAGCUAGUAAUUUUCCACCACCACUCACUUCUAUAACUGAUUUUGGUGGAGUUCAUGUUAGGCCUCACCGCGAAGGCGGUAGGUUGAUAUUAGAAGCUAUGGCUUCUCCUUCUAUUACUCCUUAUUUUCAUGCAGAACGUUGUGAUGGUAGGCUUAGGUUGAGUCUAGUUGAGACUGUUUAUGAUUAUGAUGGUGAUGAUGAAGAUUAUGAAGGAGAGGAAGUUGAAGAUCAAGAAGAAAAAGAGGGUGAAAGUGAAAAGGAGCAUGAAGUGUGUGAAGAAGAAGAGUGUGUUGAGAAGGUUGAAGAUGAAAUGGGUGUAACAAUGUUUGGAAGACCAAGAAGAUGCAAAGAAAGUGGGAAUAGAGAUUUUUUUGGUGAUGGCUACUUUGAGAUUUCAACUACUAUUUCUCUAUGUCUUUGA
Molecule: messenger RNA, 867 nt
Organism: Lathyrus sativus (Indian pea)
Lineage: Eukaryota; Viridiplantae; Streptophyta; Magnoliopsida; Fabales; Fabaceae
Source: the annotation of a GenBank genome assembly